Messenger RNA from Schistosoma rodhaini, 447 nucleotides. Lineage: Eukaryota; Metazoa; Platyhelminthes; Trematoda; Strigeidida; Schistosomatidae. The record is from the annotation of a GenBank genome assembly.
AACAAGGCUAAAGUUGCUUCACAAGCCAAAAAGCAAGCUGCACUUGAAGCUAACCAGGAGGCUCAACUUAAUUCUCGAAUGAUUCGUGGAGCAUUACUUGAAAUUGUUGGUCUUCCAGAAGCCACAAAAAAUGAUGCAGUUGAAGGAGAAGACGCUACAACGGAAGAAUCAAAAGAGUCGUCAGUGAAUGGCGGUAAAGACUCAGAAGUACCAACAGUUAUGAACUUGAAACAGUGGUUAAACGAGAAGCUUGACUCAAGUAUUCCUGUGGGAUGGAUUGAUGUCGAACCAUCUGAGGGGAAAGCUAUAAUACGAUUCAAACAACCUGAUACAGCAGAAAAAGCAUGGGCUAAAUUAAAAGAAGCAUUUGGCGAUAGUCCUGUUACUUAUUUAAACAGUGAACUAUCAGGUCGCGUAAUGAGUAAUUUGAAUAAGGAAAAUUCUUAG